ACCUUCCGGUGGCGGGCCCUCGGUGCCGAGAGAGAGAGAAACGAAAACAUCCGACGACCGCCCUGUCAGCUCGGGACUGAAGAUCCAAAUCGCCGAGUGCCCAAACCCUUUUUGCCAUUUCGUCGUGCUCGGCAACACGGAAAUUCCACCAGAGCAGAAAAGACAUCGCAAGAACAACGAUGGUCAACCCUAUCUGUUACCCUACUGACGGAGGACGAUAUAACCGUCUUGGCCCGCGAUUUCCUGGGCCUUUCACCGAACGCCAGCGAUAUCACCUUUCGUCAGAAGAGACACGGCCUUCCAAUAUGAAGGCCAUGGGUGAACGAGAGCCCGAAGCAGAGUCGACACCGCCACGGAAGCGUAUCGCCCUUGCUUGUGCCCGUUGCCGAAAACGUAAGAUUCGGUGUAGCGGUGAUCCGGGAAACGGACUACCGUGUCAAAACUGUAAAAGUGCCGGAGCCGAGCCAUGCCAGUUCUUGAGAGUUAAUGCUACGGAGACGGCGAUCUUCCAGAACUUCGGAUACGACAUGGACUCGGCCAGAGUCUUCCAGGCGAGAGGCAGCAUUGCUUCCCCCUUCUCUCCACACUACCCUCCAGAAAUGACCGACAGCCUCUCCCGCUACCACCCGCCAUCGAGCGGUUACCAGUAUCCGUCCAGGUAUUACUCUGGUGUACCCAGCUGGCCACCUGCCUACGGCGAGGACGGCGUCGACUAUGCAAGCUUUGGCUACCCUCAUGCUUAUUACGGCAACGACCCGACCUACCUCUACAGGAUGGCAUCGAAUGCCAAGGCAGUAUCGGCGAACGGCAUGUAUACCGGCACAGAUCCAACUUAUAACUGUGUCCAUCGUCCACCUGUCAGUGCUGAGACGGCCAAUUUCUCGCUAUCUACUGUGGCAGCCUCCUUGCCUUCCACCAUUGCAACGAAUGAUAAGUUGCUCCCUACGCCGGUGAACCGGGCAGUGGCAUCUCACCGAGGAGACUACGGCUCCCCCAAGCCCUCCCCAGAGGAUUCGACGCAAGGCUCUCCCUCUACAGCAGUUACAGAGAUGCCUGGAAACUACACAGGGUACGACGGCCCAUCUGUCUCCACGUAUCAUUCUUCUUCUGGCAUCCCCUCCAGUCACCGGCUCUCCACGUCAACUUCAUGUGGAACCGAUGUCUACCCGAGUUCCUCUUCAGGGAGCUCCCUCUUUUCCGAAUCAGAAUCAGGCCUUCGGAACCAGAGUUCCAACAGCGAUCUCUCGUACAAGUACGCCGACUCGUCGAGGAGGGGCAGCGGCACCUCGACUCUUUCCAACGGCUAUCCCUACAUGAUUCCCCAACUUCCAAGCUCAUCGGCUCCCCUCCAUAGUCACCACCACGUCGAUCAUACCCACGGCGUCUCCGCUGCAGCUGCUUAUAUGAUGCCGGGCGGCGGUCCCACGAACACAGGGGCGACUGCCACGACGGCAGAGAUGUCUGGAGCUACGACAGGAAUCGGCGGCAGUGGCGGGCCCAGCGGUGUCACGGGCCAUGCGGACAUCCAGCGCCGGACUGCUGCAGGUAGCCUUCCCGCAGCGUAGGGCAGGCGGGGGAGCAACUUGGGCCCCUGGUUGGCGGGCCAUCCUAUGUCUGGCUUUCGUGCGAGAGUCCUCUCAACCUCGUUCCAGUUUCACCCUCUUGCCUCUGCGUUUAGCCCCCACGGAAGAACAACGAAAAAAUUGAAAAAUUGAAAAAGGGGGGGUGGGGGGCGAAAGCCAUGGCAGUUUCGGACGUCAGGGCUGCUGUCUUGUCCUUCAUUCUUGUGUCUUGGUUGUGUGUACUAUCGACGUUGCAGCUUCUGUCUCUUUUCC
Messenger RNA from Sodiomyces alkalinus F11, 1835 nucleotides. RefSeq lists its product as hypothetical. Gene Ontology annotation, molecular function: DNA-binding transcription factor activity, RNA polymerase II-specific; zinc ion binding. The transcript has 3 exons. Gene Ontology annotation, biological process: regulation of DNA-templated transcription. The record is from RefSeq and is a predicted model, not a curated record. NCBI's taxonomy places the organism in Eukaryota, Fungi, Ascomycota, Sordariomycetes, Glomerellales, Plectosphaerellaceae. The coding region runs from base 180 to 1565 and encodes 461 amino acids.